UUUGCGAAAGAAGAAGCAACUGAAGAAGAAGACACUGUAACCGCUCCGCCGUGACUCUUCUGUAGCUUUGAGGACAGAGACAUGAUCAUCGCGGAUUCCGAUUACGAAGGUCCCGCUAUCGAAGCCCUUGGUUCUCUCUUCAAGGUCACGCAAGUCUUUCUCCGGGACCAUGGCAUUCAGGUUUCUUACUCAGUUGAACAUCUGAAAUUGGCUGACAAUCACGGUUCUGACCCUGUUCCUGAAGAAUCUACUGGCCUUGUUACACCCGAGGAUUUGGAGCUUAACAAACAGCUGGAUGAAUUGGGGCUUCCUCUUUCCUUCCAGUCAAAGAGGGAGAAAAAAGGACCAUUAAAAGGAAAAAAAAAGGGUAAACGUUCGAAGCAUCCUGAUACUUAUCACAACCCUGCAGAUAAAACCCUAUUUGAAACGAGUGCGGAGGAGAUUGUGUCUCCUGCAAAAUUUCAUGAAAAAACUAGUAUUCCUUUAUCUUGUAUAUCAAUGCUGGGCCAAAGUGAAUCUUCUUAUUGUGAGGGUGCCAUGGAUAUUGAUAUGACGCAGUAUGCCUCUUGUGAAGUAGAUAAUUCAGCCUGCUCUACGGGGUCUGCUAGUGGUGUGUCCAGGGAGAUAAAUGAUGAUAAUAUAAAUCAGGUAGCGGCUAAUGAUGCUCAGGAUGGUGACUUUUUAAUCAGUAAUGAUUAUGUUGAUUUGAAAACUACACCUUUUUCAGAUUCUGCUGUCUCUGCUGAAAGCCAUUUGACAGGUGGUGGUGUCAAUUAUUGUGGGGCAGAAUAUGAUGAGUGUUUGGUGGACAGUGAAUGUUUAAAAGUUUCACCGACUGUUGGAAAAAGUACAGAUUGUGAGACUAUUUGCAAUGACGACAGUGAUGCCACUUGUCUUCCACAGCUUAUUGAAUCCGAGUUGCUUCCUGUGAGCUCAGAAGGUAUUGGAUGUGACAGAAAUGAUGUUUCAAAUAAUUAUGCCGUGCUUGGAGACUGGAUGGCCUUCUGGGAUACUUAUUAUAAGAGAACGUACUUCUACAAUGUCAGCACACGCACUUCUACGUGGGACAUACCGUCAGGGAUGGAACAUCUGGUAAUUGGUGGGUGUACUGAAUCAGAUGAUAGUGAAACUCUUAAGUCUUCAGAGGGGUGUGGAAUACAAAAUUUCACUAAAGCACCUGAGGAAACCUUGAUUGAAGAGAACAUGGAAGGAAAGCAACAUGAAGAGUGCCUUGUUGAGAUUGGAGUUGCUGCAGACAAUUUGGUCUCUGAUAUCACUACAAAUAGUGAAAACCAAUCUCUUGAUCAUUCAGACGAGUGUCUUGAGAGAUGUAGUUGCAAUUGUGGAAUUUCAUGCUGCUCAGUAUCAAGUAUGCCAGAUCAUAUUAUUUGCUCUAAUGAUCGACGCAUUCAAGUAGCACCAGAGGUUAAUCAUACACCCUUGGAAAACACGGCAAUUGAUAUGUGUGGAUUGGAAUCUAAAUGUGAACCUUCCACGUUAAAAUGUGGGAAGAAAGUAAGAAGGCAAAGGCAGAGGAAAUUAUGUAAUGAAGCUGAAGGAUUGUGCCAACACUUCAAUCGUGAUAUGCACUUUCAAGAAACGCCUGAAUCAUAUUCUGCUACAAUUGCCAAAUAUUGGUGUCAGAGGUAUACUUUGUUCUCUAGAUUUGAUGAUGGUGUAAAGAUGGACGAGGAAGGAUGGUUUUCUGUCACUCCAGAGGCUAUUGCUCAGCAUCAAGCAAUACGUUGUGCUAGUGCCAUGAUAAUUGACUGCUUCACUGGUGUUGGUGGGAACUCUAUCCAAUUUGCACGACGUUGUGGGCAUGUAAUUGGGAUCGAUAUUGAUUCGUUGAAGAUUGACUAUGCUAGGCAUAAUGCUGCUAUUUAUGGGGUGGUUGAUCAAAUUGACUUUAUAGUUGGUGAUUUCUUCCUCUUGGCACCAAAGUUAAAGGCUGAUACCGUUUUCUUAUCUCCACCAUGGGGGGGACCUGAUUAUCUCAAGGCUACUACUUAUGACAUGAAGACAAUGCUUAGACCUCAUGAUGGUCAUACACUGUUUAGUGCUGCAAAGGAGAUUGCUUCCAGAAUUGUCAUGUUCCUUCCAAGAAAUAUAAAUUUCAACCAAUUGGCUGAGUUAUCUCUGUCAUCCAGUCCACCAUGGUCACUAGAGACCACACCUGAGCAUUUCCAGUGUCGAGGACGUUCGUUUGAACCGAUCAGUUCCGGGUUCUAAGUUGGUAAGUUCUCUCUUCAUUCAGCCGGUUGGUUUCCUGGUACAUGCAAACCUAGUUUAUGGGUUGCAUGAGUCAAUCAUCUUGUUCUGAGAGUUUCUGGAUUUCUGUUUGGUUUAGUUUCUUAAGGCGUGACUGUAGAAUGCUAAGGUCUCUGGUAAAGGUGAACCUGUAUUCUGAACUGUGAACGUUCGGUCACGCUUAGAGGUAAGGGAAGCUUAUAUAAUUUGAUUAAGAUUCUUGUUUUGAAUGGAUGUCGUUGAUUUCUGAAUGAAUAUGACGUAUGAUUGUUGAUAUGUUUCGACUGUAUGAAGUGUGAAUAUUUACUAUGAUACGGCUGUAUGAAUGUAUGAAGAUAGAUGUUGAGAAAUGUAUUGAUAAGAUUAUGAAUUCUAAGUCUAGAGUUUUAUGUGAAAAUUGAUGUCCGUCACUGAAGAUCUUUGACCGUUGGGUUUUCCUGUGGACUCGGUUGGAACUGGAUUCUUUCAUUUGGAAAGAAUUCCAGUUGAGGACCGAGCGUCUUUGUUAUGUAAUAUCUGUAUAUAAGCGUUCAACCAAGAAUAUUCGUUCCUUGGUGUUUGAUGGUAAACUUAAGUAUAUCUAUAUGUAUUUGUAUAUUUCGUUCGUUCGUGAACACUAUUUAAAUGGUAUCUUAUUAUAUUUAUCAAGCCUUUCUUCUAUAAGUUUAGUAGUGCUCGAUCUUACACCAAGCGCUCGGUCUUACACCAAGCGCUCGUACUAAGUAAGUGCUCGGUCUUACACCAGGCGCUCGUUCUCGUUUUCGUAAUCUAUCUUUAUAAUAAGAGCGUUCGUCCAAACUCCACAGAGUUCGCUCUCUAUAGUGCUCAGUCUUCAACUGACCUUCGGUUUCCUUGAGGUUUAGCUCAUUAAGAAGCUAAGUAUUUAUUGGCGAUCGGUUUCGUCAUAUGAUUCCGUCAAGUACUAUUAUUUGGUGUCCUACAGUACCUGUCUCAAUUGGUUUCGGCCUAGAGUCCUAGUACUCGGCCUAGGCUUUACGGUGUUCGGUUUGAACUCUCAAGAGUCAGUUCAUUAAAUUGGCUCACUUGGUAAACAACAUUCGAUUAUAUUAGUCUCUGAGAAGUAUUAUUAUAUUCGGUCCUUUUCACAACUAGUGAGUAACUCUCUCAAUUUGAUUAUGUUUGAGUUGAAGACAUCUCGGUCUCACUCCAAGUGUUCGGUCUUGUUCUGUAUUAAAAACUAACAUGCGGUAUUUGGUAUCCUAAGGGAUCAUUAUUCAAAUUGGUUCAGUUGAGGUUUUAAUAAUGAAAGAUGAUAGAAUAUCGGAUGAAAUGACUUUGGUUAUGAAAGAGUGUUCCGGGGAGGAAUAUCUCAUGAUUUGAUAUUGAAAUGGUAAAGUAUGAAUGUGGGCACGCUAAGCUGGCGGUUCAUCCUGAUAUUCCGUGAUUACUCGUUUCUCACGUAAAGAAGGGUAAGUCAUGUGUGGGAAUAGUAGGAGGUCCUCGUCCUUAUGGUUAAUUUGGACGGAACGGACUAACCUCGGGUGACAGCUGUUGAGGGUAUCCCAGUUACUACAUCACCCGGGUGCACGAACGUCGUAGCUACACAGAAUUCAUACAGUCCGGACAGUCAGAGUCUAGUAUUAGGCUUUACAUGAAUGAGUUAUCUUGUUUAAAUUGAUUGAGUGAGAUAUAUGUUGAUAAUUGAAUUAAAUUACAUAAGCUUACCCUAUUUCCUGUCUUGUCCGUUUGUACGUUCAGUGGUUGUUCUUUUGUUGCAAUGAUCAUCCGUGUGGAUGUGAGCAGAAGGAGAAGCUUUGCUGGAAGAGACGUUGGAAGAAGAAAGUUUGGUCGAGGUAGAAGUUAAGACCGAACAGUAGAGCCGUUCGGUCAGUAGUUAGUUUCUUUGUGUGAUAACCGUUCGGUCAUCUAUUGUUUUCUUCUUUUGUAUGACUAUUCGGUACGUCUUCUGUAAACCGUUCGGUCUAGAUUGCAUAUUUGUACAGUUUUAAUUUCCCCGUUAUAUUGUAAGGCCGUUCGGCCAUAAGCGUACGUCUCAUCUUUUGUAAGACUGAUCUGGAAUAUUAUUAAUAUGCGAUUA
Molecule: messenger RNA, 4309 nt
Organism: Vigna angularis (adzuki bean)
Lineage: Eukaryota; Viridiplantae; Streptophyta; Magnoliopsida; Fabales; Fabaceae
Exons: 11
Coding region: 82-2232 (716 amino acids)
Biological process (GO): 7-methylguanosine cap hypermethylation; 7-methylguanosine RNA capping
Cellular component (GO): nucleus
Molecular function (GO): protein binding; RNA cap trimethylguanosine synthase activity
Source: RefSeq, a predicted model, not a curated record